AUGACGAAGUGCAGUGUGAGGUUGGUGGAUGGUGGCAGUCGCUGUGCUGGGAGAGUGGAGGUUCUUCAUAGAGGGCAGUGGGGAACAGUGUGUGGUGAUGACUGGGAUAUGAGUGAUGCUGCAGUGGUGUGUAGAGAGCUGGGCUGUGGAGAAGCUGUAGAUGCACUGGGCAAAUCUCAUUUUGGAUCAGGAUCAGGACCAAUCUGGAUGGAUGAUGUGGACUGUAGUGGAUCAGAGUCUAGACUGAAGAACUGUAGAUCACCAGUAUGGGGUAAACAUGACUGCAAUGAAACCCACAAUUCUGGAGUCAUCUGUUCAGGAGCCAGGCUGGUUUUAGGUUCUCGCUGCUCUGGGAGAGUGGAGGUUCUUCAUGGAGAGAGCUGGGUCACAGUGUGUGAUGCUGACUUUAACCAGCAGGAUGCAGAGGUUGUGUGUCGAGAGCUGGGCUGUGGUUCUCCUGUGAAGGUUCUGGGAGCAGCUGCGUUUGGUAGAGGGGAGGGUCAGGUGUGGUCAGAGGUGCUUCAGUGUAGAGGAAACAAAUCUCAGACUCACUUCUGUCCAAAAUCAUCUUCACUCAAACACAACUGCUCCCAUGAUAAUGAUGUGGGACUGGUGUGUGCAGGAGUCCUGCUGGUUAAUGGCUCUCGCUGCUCUGGAAGAGUGGAGGUUCUUCAUGGUGAGAGCUGGUUCACAGUGUGUGAUGCUGACUUUAACCAGCAGGAUGCAGAGGUUGUGUGUCGGGAGCUGGGCUGUGGUUCUCCUGUGGAGAUUCUGGGAGCAGCUGCUUUUGGUAGAGGGGAGGGUCCGGUGUGGUCAGAGGAGCUUCAGUGUAGAGGAAACAAAUCUCAGACUCACUUCUGUCCAAAAUCAUCUUUACUCAAACACAACUGCUCCCAUGAUAAUGAUGUGGGACUGGUGUGUGCAGGCAGUGUGAGGUUGGUAGAUGGUGACAGUCGCUGUGCUGGGAGAGUGGAGGUUCUUUAUAGAGGACAGUGGGGAUCAGUGUGUGGUAAUAACUGGGAUAUGAGAGAUGCUGCAGUGGUGUGUAGAGAGCUGGGCUGUGGAGAAGCUGUAGAUACAUAUCAUGAGUCUUACUUUGGAUCAGCAUCAGGACCAAUCUGGAUGGAUAAUGUGCACUGCAGUGGCUCUGAGUCUACACUGAGGAACUGUGAAUCAGCAGGAUGGGGUAAACAUAACUGUGAUCAUUCUAAAGAUGCUGGAGUCAUCUGUUCAGGAGUCCGGGUGGUUGGUGGUUCUCACUGUUCUGGGAGAGUGGAGGUUCUUCAUGGAGAGAGCUGGGUCACAGUGUGUGAUGCUGACUUUAACCAGCAGGAUGCAGAGGUUGUGUGUCGAGAGCUGGGCUGUGGUUCUCUUGUGGAGGUUCUGGGAGCAGCUGCUUUUGGUAGAGGGGAGGGUCAGGUGUGGUCAGAGAAGCUUCAGUGUAGAGGAACUGAAUCUCAGAUUCACUUCUGUCCAAAAUCAUCUUCACUCAAACACAACUGCUCCCAUGAUAAUGAUGUGGGACUGGUGUGUGCAGACAGUGUGAGGUUGGCGGAUGGUGGCAGUCGCUGUGCUGGAAGAGCAGAGGUUUUUCACAGAGGACAGUGGGGAACAAUUUGUGGUGCUGGUGCAAAUUUCAUAGCGGGUUUUGUCAUGUGUAAAGAGUUGGGCUGUGGAGAGCCGUUUAGGACUGAUGCAGCUGUUCCAGGAUCUGCACCGAUCUGGAUGAGUCAUGUGAAGUGUACUGGAUCAGAGUCUACACUGAAACACUGUGGAUCAUUAGGGUGGGGAACACAGCUGUAAUCAUAAUAUGGAUAUUGAGCUUACCUGUUCAGGUAUGUUUUAAUUAGACAAAAACUGUAAUACGUACGUAUUACAUGUAUUACAUUUGUGAACUUUCUGAGAAUGUUUCGACACAUCAUAGACAAAAUCAAAUCAGAGAUCAUAUGAUGGAAUGUCACUGUUUUGUAUACCUAUUCCGUAUUAAAUGUUCUAUUACAUAGUAAAUUCUGACAGUUACAG
This is a messenger RNA of Astyanax mexicanus (Mexican tetra), 2022 nucleotides long. RefSeq names its product deleted in malignant brain tumors 1 protein-like. Gene Ontology annotation, cellular component: membrane. NCBI's taxonomy places the organism in Eukaryota, Metazoa, Chordata, Actinopteri, Characiformes, Acestrorhamphidae. Bases 1 to 1803 code for a protein of 600 amino acids. The transcript has 7 exons. The record is from RefSeq and is a predicted model, not a curated record.